UUAAUUUACAGGGUACUCCAUUGAACUUCGGGUCCUGCUUUACUCACGUCGUUUGCGUUCGUGUCCGGAAAUGGGAAUCUAUGCGGUCUGUCCUUUACGAAGUAUUUACUUUCACUUUGUAGCCAUCUAAUAUCAUGUGAACGAUUUGUUUUAUCGAGUCGUACAACUCGCCGAAUACAUUACGUUCACAUAAAUUUGACUGUAGGUGCGGUGCAAUGGCAGUGGAGUGUGUGUAUACUCGAUUUCAUUCCUACGACUUCGAAAAAGAUAAGAAUUUCUUAAACGGCUUAAAAACUCUUCACAUGAAUGAAGAAGACCGUGGGUCUAUGCUGAAGUUGAAAAUAUUCUUUUACAGCAGGUUUGUUGAGCCCAUCACCAUUGAGGGUUACCAACAGUGGAUCACCUCUCAUGCACCAUCUCCAUCUCAGGCAACAGAGGCACAAAGUGUCCCUGGAUUAAGUGAUAAUUGCUCUGGUUUAUUUAGGAAAUGCGAGGAAGAGACCGUUAUAACUGACCAGAUAUCUGAGUUGUAUUCCAUAGACAUUUGUUACCGCAAUAAAGAUGAAGCUUCUAUGUGCCAGCAUGCUUGCACCCUCUCCACUGCCUUGGAUUCGGGGUCAUCCACAUCAUUGUCCUUUGCAGAGGUUUUCCAGCUGAUCCAGAGAGGUGAAGAGGUGCCAGGGCUGCAGAAACUUGACAUCAGACCCUGUCAUCAACCACCCACCGCCUCCCAAAUGCACCGGAGGCCAAAACCCUGGGAGAAGGCUGACUCACCCUGAGUGUCUUACCCAUAGCUCAGAAUUUACAGGCCACUACUCAGUAAUUUCACAUGAAAAAUAAAUGAUUUCAUUUGAUCUGGGAGAAUUAUAAAAACUUUGUGGAGUAUCAGUAGUUUUAGUUUAACAGUGGAACACAGGAACAAGCAGUAGUGGGCUAUCUUUCUUUGUCCUUAGGUGUUGUGUGUAUGUAUAAAUGUAAUAUAAACUGAAUUUAAAGUCUACUUAAAUUUGAUUGAUCAACAUUUACAUUGGGCACAAUUACCUCAGUGUGAGAGUAUGAUUAGUACUUCCAGGAUUAUACUCAAUUUAAAAAAAAAAAAAAUGUAUUGCCAACAGAGUUUUUUAGAGUGAUAUUCUUAUUAGCCUGGGUUCUGUUGAUCCAGUAUCAUAAUGUAUUCAGUGAUGAGAGUUCUAAGCACUGGCUAAGGGCAUCUGCCAAAUUCUGUAAAUGUAAGUAUGAAAGUUAAAUAUUGGUGUAAAAACAGGAGGCUACAAACUCAUUUGUCCGGGAGCUUCAAUAAAAGUCUAUUCUCUUGUA
Molecule: messenger RNA, 1317 nt
Organism: Paramormyrops kingsleyae
Lineage: Eukaryota; Metazoa; Chordata; Actinopteri; Osteoglossiformes; Mormyridae
Source: RefSeq, a predicted model, not a curated record